Messenger RNA from Rhododendron vialii, 1486 nucleotides. Its product is annotated as protein SAWADEE HOMEODOMAIN HOMOLOG 2-like. The record is from RefSeq and is a predicted model, not a curated record. Lineage: Eukaryota; Viridiplantae; Streptophyta; Magnoliopsida; Ericales; Ericaceae. The coding region runs from base 107 to 1258 and encodes 383 amino acids. Gene Ontology annotation, molecular function: DNA binding; chromatin binding. The transcript has 9 exons.
CGACAUAUAUAGUUUUCCCGAUCGGCCCAAGCCAAAGACCAGGUGCCCAACCUCUCUCUCUCUCUCUCUCACCGGCUGUUGGAGGCACUGAGACUAUCAUUAGAGGAUGGGGAGACCGCCGAGUAACGGAAGCCCGGCCUUCCGCUUCAGCCAAUCUGAGGUUGUAGAGAUGGAAGCUAUACUGCAAGAACACCUUAAUCAGAUGCCAACACGUGAAGUUCUUGAAGCUCUUGCUAAGAAGUUCAGCGGUUCGGCGGAGCGGUUGGGAAAAGUUGAAGUUCAAAUGAAACAAGUGUGGAAUUGGUUCCAGAAUAGGCGGUAUGCUGUCAGGGCAAAAACAGUUAAGGGUCCUGAGAAAUUAGGUGUUACACCUAUGCCUCGCACUGAUUCAACUGCAGUGAGAAGUGUUCCUCAAACCCCUCAAUCAACGAACGCUCCUUCAGUUCCAAGUUUAGGAAGGACAGUUUCAGAUCAUACACAGAUGGAGUUUGAAGCUAAAUCUGCAAGGGAUGGUGCAUGGUAUGACGUCACAAUGUUUAUAUCUCAUAGAUCUCUUGAGAUGGGUGAUGCGGACGUGCUUGUUCGGUUUGCUGGUUUCGGGGCGGAGGAGGAUGAAUGGAUUAAUGUCCGAAAGCAUGUCAGACAACGGUCUCUUCCAUGCGAAUCAUCAGAAUGUGUUGCAGUCCUUCCUGGGGAUCUAACACUCUGUUUUCAGGAAGGCAAAGAGCAAGCUCUUUACUUUGAUGCUCACGUUCUUGAUGCACAGAGACGGAGGCACGACGUAAGAGGUUGCCGCUGCAGGUUCCUGGUGCGUUAUGAUCAUGACCAAUCUGAGGAAAUUGUGCCUUUGAGAAAGGUUUGCCGUCGGCCAGAAACUGAUUACAGGUUGCAGCAACUUCUUGUCAAAAACGAACCGGGACCCGCCAACCAGCACAAGACUGGUGCGGAUCCCCCUACAUCCAACAGUUUGAGGGUUUAUCCUCCUAUUGAACCAAGGAUGCAAAAACAGCAGCAAAAAGCAGAGGGAAUUUCAGAUGCUGUACCUGUGGUGGUUCCCCCUACUUCUCUUGGUAAUGUGAAUGUAUCCACUGAGGCUAAGGUUCUGCCACCAAAAACUACUGAGGUUAUCUGUUCUGGUGAUGCGGGGACUUCAGUUGUCGUGCCACCAGCCAAUGUUGCUGUGACAAGUGGCACUGCCACAAGCACCGUAACAAGCACCGUCACCAGUGACUCCGGUCUAAAUAUACAGCAAGGAUGAGAGUAGGUAAUUUGACAUGUUCGGUGUCUGUCUUGGAUUUUUCGUUGACUUCAAUUUCAAUAUUUUUCUUUCGUUUAGAAGGUGAAGAAGUCAUUGGAUAGUGAGGCUGCCCUACCUUUGUUGAGCUCAUCUACCCAACUAAUAUAGUGUUCCGGAGGUUAAGCUUGAAAGUAAAAUAUGUUCAACUUCAGUUCAAGUAAUAAAGUCUACCGUCUUUAUUAUGAACAA